This is a messenger RNA of Symbiodinium pilosum, 2163 nucleotides long. The record is from the annotation of a GenBank genome assembly. NCBI's taxonomy places the organism in Eukaryota, Dinophyceae, Suessiales, Symbiodiniaceae.
GCUUCAAGUGAAGCUAUGGAGCCGCUUGUGCUUAUCUUUCUGUCAACGGCCAAAGAUCAGCUGCAUUUGAUUCAGCAACACAGUUGGAAGGACGGUCUCCAGGUCGAAUACACCAUGACAAUGAACGGUGCUUAUUAUGCAAGACCGGCUGCAGUACCCCGAGUAGGGGCAGCUGGUCGAGACGAAUGGCGCCAUGUGUGGACGUCUGAGGGUUUCAGCACAGAACAGAUGGUGGUAGUUCAAGGCGAAGAGGCGCUACUGAGAAUCAGCAGCAGCUUCGAUACCCCUAAUGAGCUGAGACUUGACUAUGUCCUUUCCAAGGUGCCCAGUGGUGAAAUAAUGAGGCAAACCUCUCGCUCCUUCGAACGUUCGCCGUUUAAAGAGACUUGGAAGGCUGCAGCCGCGCAGUUUUUCUCUGGAGUGGACGUGCAGGAGAACUUGAAGACUUGCAUUUCCUGGAUGAAGGAGGCAAAGGCUCAAGGCGCACGACUCAUCGUGAUGCCUGAAAACUCUAAUCGAGACAGGACAUACUUCAAAGAUGGAAAGCCAAGCCGGGAGAUGUGUUGGGAGCUUUCUGAAACCCUUGACGGAAGCUUUGUCAGCGGGAUCAGAAGGGCUUGCAGAGACAUUGGAAUAUGGGCAUCCAUUGGUGUCGAUCUUCGUGGACGACACAAACCGACGGUUCAUAUCGGAAUUCUGCUGAUCUCACCUGCUGGCAGCAUUGUUGGUGCCGUGAAGAAGCAUGUGCUCUGGGACUAUGAGUACACUCUUUUUGAACCCGGAAGCGAGCCCUAUCAGGUUUUUGACACUGAGCUAGGUCGGCUUGGCCUCCUGUGCUGUGCUGAUGGGAUUGUGCCUGAGGCAGCACGCCUUCUGAGUCUCAAGGGUGCCCAGGUAUUGCUGAACUCUUUGAACAGCCGAGGGCCAGAUGAAAUGAGACUGCACAUUCCCCUUCGUGCGUUAGAGAAUUCUGUUUGGCAUGUAGCCUCGAAUACCGUUGGCAACCCGAACACGGUGGGUCUGCUCUGGCCUUGGACAGGCGGCUCUGAAAUUUGUGAUCCUUCGGGUCAGAGAGUUGUAGCUUCGGAGGAGCAUGAUGACAUGGUGGUGGCCGAAGUGGCACCAUGGCAAUCUGAGCUGAAAGUGGCCAGCUGGGGGGACCUGUGGACGUUCCGCCGCCCAGACCUGUACCAUCUGAUGACGGAGCCGCUGGAGAAGGUGGCCAUGAUGCAGCUGAGUGCAACGCAUACUCGCCAGUGUACCGAGUGGAUGACCCAGCGACAGGUGUCAUAUGCCGCGCGGCGUGGAGCCAUGUUGGGAGUUUUGCCAGCUCUCUGGUGUUUUCGUCGUGGUGAAGUAGAAAAAGAUCCCGUGGAAGCUGCUGUGUACUCCAGCGAGGUUCUGAAGAAGUUGCAAAGUUGGUGCAAAGAAAGCUGCUUGCAUGUGUGUUGCAGCUUGGUGGAGGAAGAAGCUGGCUCUCGGUAUCACACCGCCUACUUGAUUGGAACAGAAGGUACAGUGCUGCAGAAGUACCGCAAGACUCAUUUGAACAGAUCAGAAACCUCCUGGGCUUCAGCGGGUGAUCGGAUUGUGGUUGAGUCCUUGCCCAGCCUUGGGCGGGUGUCUAUGCUUAUCGCAGAUGAGGUCUGGAGCCCCGAGCUCUCGCGGUGCAUUGCGCUGGAUGCCGCGGAGGUAGUUCUCCACCCAUCCGACUGGGACAGAAAGGAAGCCGCUGAGAUGGCAGCCACAGAGCGUGCAACUGAAAAUCGUUUCCACCUUGUUUCCGUCAACCGACUUGACAGUCCUGGACAUGUUGGAUCUCAAACUACCCUUGCGGGUGAGUACAUCGGCGGUGAGCCGAUACCACUGAUGCGAUAUGGGCAGGGCAUUUGGUGCCGCUUUGGGGUUGAAGAAAUCGUCAUUGUUGACUUGCCGAGACGGCAGCCGCACUGCAAGAUGAUGGGAGAGCACUUGGAUGUUCUGCAGAAACGCUGGCCUCAACUGUGUGACGUAUGCUGCAAGCCACAACGGUCUCUUUCAUGUUGGCGUGAGAUUACACAGUUGCGGCCUGGUGACUUCCGAGACGACUGGCGGCACAGCUUGGAGCACCAAGUCUUCAGCAAUAAUUCAUGCCGUUUCGCAGAGGACUUUGAAACUCUCUGA